Messenger RNA from Acromyrmex echinatior (Panamanian leafcutter ant), 3723 nucleotides. It is a transcript of the gene Aptx, whose product is annotated as aprataxin. Gene Ontology annotation, cellular component: nucleus. Gene Ontology annotation, biological process: single strand break repair. NCBI's taxonomy places the organism in Eukaryota, Metazoa, Arthropoda, Insecta, Hymenoptera, Formicidae. The record is from RefSeq and is a predicted model, not a curated record. Gene Ontology annotation, molecular function: single-strand break-containing DNA binding; mismatched DNA binding; DNA 5'-adenosine monophosphate hydrolase activity.
UUGAAGUUGAUAUUUGUUGGUUAGAUCUCAUAUUUUUAAAUCAUUUCGUUUGAUUCGUGUGUUUCUCUCGUUUUUAUUUAUAUAUAGACGUACAGAAUUCAAGAAUUAUGUUAUAUAUUGUGAGAGUGCAAGUCAAAGUGCAAAAUAUGAAAGCUGCCUCACUAUAUACAUAUUAUAAAUGAUAGCAUGAUUCAACGACUACGAUUUAUAUUAAUUGUGAUAAUGAAACGUAAAGCCACUAAUGUAAUAGCGACUGCAAAAAAACAUCAUUGGUCAGCUAAUUUACUUAAAUCAAUGGAAGAUCCUGAAUGCAAAAUCAGAGAAGAUGAUAAAAUAGUUGUUAUCAAAGAUAAAUAUCCUAAAGCGCAAUUUCAUUAUUUGAUUUUACCGAAAGAGGAUAUUCUCAAUAUAUGGCGUAUCAAAAAAGAGCAUCAAGAUUUGUUAACAUAUAUGCACGAUGUUGCAUGUGAUCUAAUAAAAGACCAAACAGAUCAUGAAUUCUUCAUAGGUUAUCAUGCGAUGCCAAGUAUGCAAAGGCUGCACCUACAUGUAAUAAGCACGGAUUUUAAUAGUCCUUGCCUUAAAACUAAAUAUCAUUGGAACUCCUUUACCACGCCAUUCUUUUUACAUUCGCAAGAUAUAUGCCGUCAGUUGCGCAUAGACGGCAAAAUCAAUAAGAUUUCUCCGCAGAUGUGUACAAACUAUCUGAACACAAAAUUGAAGUGUCACAAAUGCUCGACGGAGCCGAAAAAUAUGCCACAUUUAAAAAGACAUUUGUUAACACACAUCGGCAAGCCAUGAAAAGCGUAUAAUGUAUAAAUAUGUAAUUUAAAACUUCUAUAUAAUGAAACAACGUAUAAAUUAUCUUUAGAAAAUAAAUUCUUUUUUUUUUGUAUCUUUGAGACUUAUAAGCUUACAACCUUGAAACAGUGUAAUGCAUAGCAAAAAAACAUGUAUAAUGUUAUUGCAUAUAUAUCUAAAAUAUGACAUUUUUACGUUGCAUAGAAGAUAUAUAAAUUAUGUUUCUUAUAAUUAUAAUAUUGUAAUGUAUCGCAUGAAGGAAAUUUUUUGGAAUGGGACAUGAAAGAUUAAUAAAGACAUGUUUAUGCGAUAGUUCGGAAGAUUUAUUCGGAAUAAAUUUGAUGUUAUUCUUAAUACAUCUUGGCGCCUAUAAUAUCAAUUAUAUCCUAACUAUUUACAAAGUCUUCUCGUAGGUUGCGCAAGUGUAUAUUGACAGUAUUUGUGUGUUGUGUGCGUGUGUGUGUGUUAUGUGUAGAGUGUGUUACAUUUAAUCUGUAUACAUUUAGUAAUACUGCAAUCAAUAGUUGAACGUUUCUGCUGCAUCGAAACAGUAGGCAUCUGAACAUCCGCAAGAUUUUGCUGUUAUUUCGCAGGUCGUAAACGAUAUCGUAACAGUGUAAGAAUUUCGAAUUAAGUAUACGUCUCCUCUGAAAAAACUUCUAGCCUAGUUAAAUUAGUUAUAUCUCUUCUCUUAGUAAACGUAGCGCCUUGGUGUGUCCCCUUACGAAGUCACGUCCAAACCGAUUAUUUCGCUAUGAUAUAAUAUAGUGAGAGGGGAAGGUCCGAAACGUACGGACCGAAGGGCGGCAGGAAUCUCAGGAACAGUGCCGGACGAACAAAAGAGACAUCCAACAAUGUUCCUUUUUCGGAAAAAUCGAAACGCGCCGUUGGAUACCCCUCGAAGAAGACGCGCGCGCGCACGCGUUCCCAUCUGAAAGUUUGCAACGCCUACACAAAAUACAGGACCUGCAAAGUUUCCCCGCGAUGAAAACGACGCGCGCGAUCCGUUCUCCCUAUCUCGUAUACAGAAAAGAAGAAAAAGACUUCGACAAGAUACGAGAUCGGCGAUCGGAUGUAUAUUGUAUAGUACGUACUGUUUCUCUCUCCCCGGAAAAGAAGCACAACGUCGAUGUGUGAUAUAUUUACACAAUGCACGGGAAUAUAUUUGUUUCUAUGUCGAAAAAUAUAUCUUUUUAUGUAUGACUUCACGCGAGAUAUAUGUAUAUGUAUAUAUAUAUAUAUAUAAACCAAAAUUCCAUGACACACGUGCUUCGUUCACGGUAGACAGAUUACGUUGCGAAAUCAAGACGCGAUUCACCUAAAGCGAAAUUCUCUCUCUCUCUCUCUCUCUCUAAAUUAAAAGACUAACAUUUUCUCUCUCUCCCUCUCUCUCUCUCUCUCUCUUUCGCGAUCGGUUCUCACUAGAAAAAAGAAGAAAGGAGUCUGAGUCGAGACGUUGACGGUGGUUGCUCGCCCGCUUUUCGUUUCCCGUCCGCCCACACCGUACGCGGCCUGCCAAAAGCGGUCAUUUUGAGCAAAGCCACUAGGCAGCGAGGACAAUGCCGAUUCAUAAAGAAUCACCAUUUUUUCGAACAUCGCACGACGCAACGCGCGCCAACCACCGACCGCUCUGGUCAUCCCCCGAAUACCCUGUAUAUGUCUGUGUCAUGCGAGAAAGAAAGAGAGAAAAAGAAAAACAAAGAGAGAAAAUUAAAGUUUUUCGUCAGCGGAAUCGCGAACGAGCCGUGCCAAGAAUUAACGAGAAUUAAACCUAAACGCGAUUUUACCCUAUAAACAUUUAUACAGUUUUUCCCCCUAACUACAAACUAUUUACAUUAUAUAAAUAUUUUAUAUAUAUAUACCGUACAAUAUAUCUAUAUAAAUAUUUUCGUAUGUUUAGUAAUGUACAACUUUAUAUACACAUUGGACUACGGCUCGAUCGCGAUAUCAUGGUCGAAUCGCACCUCGAUUUCCUUCCUUAUUCUCAAUGCGAUAGUACGUAUUCACAAUAAAGAUAUAUAUAUAUACCUAAAAACAGCUAAGUCUAACGACAAUAGUUGACGUAUAAUAUAGAAUAUAUUUAAUAUAUAUAUAUGUACGCAGUAACGUAGCAACAACGCAGUGGUGACGAUAGUAAUAGUAAUAGUAGUAAUAGCACUAUAUUUUCUAAUAUAUAUAAAUAUAUAGUCGCACGGAGUGGUGUAGCGAAAUAGUUAACUAGUCUGUAAUCUCUAUAUACGAACGUCACGGUCCUUGACGCAUAGUAUUUAAAAAGAGGAAAAAAAAACGAGAAUAAAUAAUUCGAGGCAAGUAACGGUAGAAAUAAAUUAACGAAGCGCGAGACCGUGUUUAAUUAAAUAUCUAAUUUAUACAUAUGCGAGGAAAAUGAAUACUCGUAAUACUCGUACGCGUCAUCGGUCGCGGGUGAUAAUAAUUUUCGUUCGAACAUUACGUAAAUUAUAUUAUAAAUAAUAAUCGCGCUGAUAACGAUAUACAAAUGAAUCGGCGAUAUGCUCGAGAGCGAAUUUUACUAUAGCGCCUCUUAAAGCUAUCGAAAACGUCUAUAUUAAUCUAGAGUCACGGGCAUGUAAGUCUUUCGCGGGAGGGAAAAUGAAAUUUCCUAUGCCCCUUUUUUCUUCAUCGCUACCAUUUCGAACGGAGGAAGGAUAGGGCGAACACCGAUCUUUCCCUUGUCUGCGAUAUUUCCCCAAGUCAUCUGAUCGCACACUCGAAUCCGCGAAAGCCAGACGACGAGAAGCGUAAUUAAACGAGCGAAAAACGCCGUGGUAAGACAACGAUAUUUUCCCCUUUUAUUCUAUUUACGUAUCUAUUAUAUUACAAAGUGCUUUUACGUGGCCUGCUCUUCGUAGAAACGCGCUUAUGAUAUUUACAGAGAAUAUUUAUGAGAAAAGGGGUCGAGAA